UUGCAUUUAUGACCAAGUAGUGAUCAGUCUAACAUUUGUGGUGUUUGUGGUGUUUAAUGACUCACUGGUCAAACUUGAUUUGCUCCUUUUAUAUGUUCUCGUCUAUAUAAAUCUGAUCUUACAGUACACACUCCUUUAAGUUGGCUGUUGACGCUCGCUCAUCAUGUGGCUGCUGUUUGGACUUUGCCUCUCCUCUUCACUCUUUCACUCAGGUAAUGUAAAAUAAGGUGAUCCGUAACUAAUGACAAUUACAGAAAAUGAUUAUAAGGAAAUGGAUUAAACCUCAAAGUUUUCCUUAAAAUAUUGGCAAUUUUACUCAUUUUUAUUUGUUUUCUGUUGUGACGAACAGUUCAAAUGCUGAUGUGUUUGAGUGAUUCAGGCCCUCAGAGCUCAUCUUUAGUAACCUGUCCUGACAAGCAUUAUUGUGCUGUUUUUAGGACCAAUUCAGCCGGAAUUUCAGUUAUUCGGCGGUCUUGUGUACCAGCUGAAUUCUGCUAUUAUUUUGUAAGCAGCACUGCAUCAUUCAAUGUUGGGUAUUAUAAUAUGACUAUUUCAUGCUGCAACACAGAUGGGUGCAACGAUGGCAUUCUGCCCGGUGAGAUUAAUCCUAUACAUUGAUUAUAUACAACUGAUAUUAUCUAGUAUUAUUUCAUAACACUUGUAUAAAAAAUAUAAUUUAAAUAAAUGUAAUGUUUGUUACAAAUAUAAAAUACAAAUACCAAAAAUCAUUAAAAUACAUUGUACUACAAUGUGAACAUUUUACUUUCUAGAACAUGAUGUUGCCCCGAAUGGGUUGAAAUGUGAGUCAUGCAACAGCCCAACAGAUGAUAUAUGCAACACAAACCUGUCAUGUGUGGGAAUCCAGGACUGCUGCUUCAAAGAUUUUUCAGACACCGGAACUGGCAAUAUGGACAAAUACCACUGGAAGGGCUGUGGCUCAAAAAAUCUUUGUGGACUCUUAGACACCAUCGCUAGCACUAACACUCCCCUUUACAAUAUACCUACCCAUAACACUAAACCUUCCUCCAACACUACCCCAAACACUAAACCUACGUCCAACACCAACCCUACCCAUAACACUAAACCUACAACUAACACUCCCCUUUACAAUAUACCUACCCAUAACACUAAACCUUCCUCCAACACUACCCCAAACACUAAACCUACGUCCAACACCAACCCUACCCAUAACACUAAACCUACAACCAACACUCCCCUUUACAAUAUACCUACCCAUAACACUAAACCUUCCUCCAACACUACCCCAAACACUAAACCUACGUCCAACACCAACCCUACCCAUAACACUAAACCUACAACCAACACUCCCCUUUACAAUAUACCUACCCAUAACACUAAACCUUCCUCCAACACUACCCCAAACACUAAACCUACGUCCAACACCAACCCUACCCAUAACACUAAACCUACAACCAACACUCCCCUUUACAAUAUACCUACCCAUAACACUAAACCUUCCUCCAACACUACCCCAAACACUAAACCUACGUCCAACACCAACCCUACCCAUAACACUAAACCUACAACCAACACUCCCCUUUACAAUAUACCAACCCAUAACUCUAAACCUACCUCCAACACCAACCCUACCCAAAACACUAAACCUUCCUCCAACUCUUCCCAUAACAUUAAACCUACAACCAACACCAAUCAUAUCUCUUACAAUAUACCUACCUCCAACACCAACCCUACCCAUAACACUAAACCUUCAUCCAACACAAGUCAUAUCUCUCACAAUAUACCUACCCUUAAUACCAAACCUUUAUCCAACACCAACCCCACCCCUAACACUAAACCUACAACCAACACCAACACUCCCCUUUACAAUAUACCUACUCAUAACUCUAAACCUUCCUCCAACACUUCCCCAAACACCAACAAUACUCAAUACUCUAAACCUACAACCAACACACCCCUUUACAAUAUAUCUACCCAUAACACUAAACCUUCAUCCAACACCAAUCAUAUCUCUUACAAUAUACCUACCGCCAACACCAUCACUACCCAUAACAGUAAACCUACCCAUAAUUCUAAACCUUCCUCAAACACUUCCCCAAACACUAAACCGACCUCCAACACCAACACUACCCCUAACACUAAACUUACCCCUACACCUAAACCUACUCUGCACAACAAAGGUACAUUUUGGCUGAGAGACCACAACUUCAUUCUUCUACUGAUUACUUUAAUUAGUGUCAUUUUCAUUUAACACUUUCAUUUAAACAUUUUCUUGUAAUAGGAUAACUCUGUUAAUUUCUAGUUCAUACUAAGUUACACUGAUGUCACAGAAAAUCGAAAUAUUUAACUAUUUAUUGUAAGUCACUCAAUGUGUGAAUAAUCAUGUGUGAAUGUUUCAUUUUUGAUGUUCCCCUGUUUUCAGAUUUGUUUUCAAUUAUUUCUUCACUGCCACUUUGUGGCUGCUUUUCAUAAUAUUACACUGUGUGACACUCAAAUGUACUUUAAUUCUACAUAAAAAGUUAUCCAAAAAUUAAAAGUGAGGCUGUAUGUACAUGCACAUGGUAAAGAUAAUUCCAUUCAGCCAAAGUUAUGUCAAACUUUUUGGAUUUGUUAUUGUUAACAGCACAUCUACAAUCAAUGACAGUAAAUGGGGAUAGGGUAUAACUGAUUAUUGUACUGCUUGAAAUUUGUAUAUUUUAUAUGAACGCUAAACAUGGUGUAGAGUGAAUGAAGCAGGGCUGCUUAACUACUUUAACAUGUUCAUCAUUAAAAAGACAUCAUUCAACAUGAUGUUCUAUUUGACGCUACAGUGACAUCUAGUGGUUGACAAAAAUAAAACAACACAGGCAUGUAGCUGCAUAUGUACAUUCAGUAACACAGACCACAAGCAUUGACUAUACUGUCCUACACCUGUGGACCAGCAGAGCAGCUUUUUGUAUUUAAAUUAGUGCUGUCAAUCGAUUAAAAAAAUUAAUCGGAUUAAUCACACAUUUUCUGUGAUUAAUCACGAUUAAUCACACAUAACAAUAAUAUUUUAAAAUAUACUUUUACAUUUGAAUAAUUUCACAUUUAAUCUUCAAAUUGAUGUAGAAACAACAUAUUUCUUUAACAGCGUCAUUUUAUGAAUGAAAGAAAACAUUUUGAUAUUAGUACUGUAACUGAUGUCUCUAUUAAAUUGAUUAUUUUAACAUUAAUUAUAGCCAUUCAACAAUAUAAUUGAGAGCUAUCAUGAAAUAUACAGAAAUUGAAGGAAGUUCUCAAACACUUUACAGUCUUUAAUGCUAAAUUAUAAAUUAAAUGCAGAAGAAUUCUCAUUAAAGCUACAAAAUCACAUUGAUUUCUUCUUUUAUUUUGUUCUUUGAUUAACAUUAGUGACAGGAGUCACAGCAGCACGUUUAAGAACGCGGCCCCUUUAAGAGCUGUCUCAGUACGCAGAUCUGACCGUCACUGCACUCCCAUUUUCACAACUCUUUGCAUUCAUUUAAGAUUUUAUUUUACACUUUGAAGUCUGUGCUUAAGAAAAUGCUAGACAAAACGGGCUUUCUGACAUAAUCUUGUGUGGUUUUAUCCAUUCAAGCACGAAAGAGAACUUAACACGGAUGCGCUGUCUGACAGAGAUUCACCGACGCAGCCUUCAGCCCGUGACUGUUUACACCAGACUGGACCUCGCGUUGCGUUUUGCCGCGUCCCACAGUUUAGAAGCUGUCUAUCUUCAUUGAACGCGUCAAAGCAACUGUUUAAAAUCGCGCUUAAGUGGUUUAAAAGCCUGUACACGAAUAAGAGCGUGAUUACAUAAUGUAACGCUAGACAAAAAAUGUCAAAACAAACGGAUGCUGCGUUAAUUGCGUUAAAUAUUUUUCACACGUUAAUUUGAAAAAAAUAAUCGCAUGCGUUAACGCGUUAACAUUGACAGCCCUAAUUUAAAUUAGACCAAUCUACCUUCUAUGUAUCUGACCUGAAAAAGUUGUGAUCAGGCUUGAAGAAAAAAGAUUGUAAGACUAGUCCAAGCAGUCUGUGCAACCAGCCACUGGACUUUUCACCUAUUACGAUGUAAACAGAAGUUAUAUUGUUAACUGAAUGUUCCAGGUGUUGCUGAUUACUCCUGUCUAAAUGUUUGUGCUGAUGUAUCAGGUUAAAUCAUUGGUUUCUCAGCGUCUUUACUAAAGUUUGUUUAAAAAUCUCUGUCAGCCUUUAAAAUUCACAAGGGUGUCUCCCAAAUGAAAAAGGUUUCCAACGUCUAAUCUAUUAAUUAUUUUACUGUUGGAUUUCAUAAAUGUUUGAAAACAUGACAAAAAUAUAUCUGUUGCUCUAUAACUGAAUUACGGGUUGGAUUUAAAGAUACAAUGCGUAUUUGGAGAUUAUAUUGUUAUAUAAUGUUGUCUUGGUGAUCAGUGUUCCUAAAAAUGAGCUUUUGAGUUACAGUAGGACUGGUCGCUUCUCACCAACGUGUAAUUAAUUUACAAAACCUUCUUUUGUCCUACCCUUCUCUUCCCAUAAAAUAGGGGCGUGGAACAUUUUGUGAUCUUUAAUGGAAAAAUAUAUGCAUUGAAUCUUAAAUAAUAGGAAGUAUGUUUGUGGAAGUAUGUUUGUGGUUUUUAAUGACUCACUGAUCAAUACACACUGAUUUAAAUUCUAUAACUCCUUUUGUAAGUUGACUGUUGACUCUUGCUCAUCAUGUGCGGCUGCUGUUGGGACUUUGUCUCUCCUCUUCACUCAUCCACUCAGUUCAAAUGCUGAUGUGUUUGAGUGAUUCAGGCCCUCAGAGCUCAUCUUUAGUAACCUGUCCUGACAAGCAUUAUUGUGCUGUUUUUAGGACCAAUUCAGGUGGUAUUUCAUUUCUUCAGCGGUCUUGCGUACCAGCUGUGCUAUUAUAUAGUAACCACCACCACCACCACCACAUCAUCAUUCAACGUUGGGUAUUAUAAUACGACUAUUUCAUGUUGCAACACAGAUGGCUGCAACAACGGCGAGACCUGAACAUGAUGCUGCCCCGAAUGGGUUGAAAUGUGAGUCAUGCAAAAGCCCAACCGACUAUACUUGCAACACUUGGUCAUGUCAUGUGUGGGAAUCCAGGACUGCUGCUUAAAAGGUGCACUGACUGAAGAAUUAAGAUUUUAAAUGUAAUAUUUAUAGAAAAAAUGAAUGGAAAAAGUUAUAAGAAAGAACAAAGUUAGAAAAGUACUGUAUGUGUAUAAUCUUUGACCCUAAUACGCUCAGCUAAAUAAUCCUGAUAAAAAUAUGCAUUACA
Messenger RNA from Triplophysa rosa, 5227 nucleotides. Its product is annotated as salivary glue protein Sgs-3-like. The record is from RefSeq and is a predicted model, not a curated record. The transcript has 6 exons. The coding region runs from base 908 to 2230 and encodes 440 amino acids. NCBI's taxonomy places the organism in Eukaryota, Metazoa, Chordata, Actinopteri, Cypriniformes, Nemacheilidae.